CCGGCGGAGGAGGGGAACGGGAGGGUGGGGCUUGGCGAAGGGCAAAGGCAGGGCAAGACUUAAAAGGGGAUGACCCCAGCUAGUUGAUGCCACCGGUGACUUCCAACGCCCAGGGCAAGGGGACCCCACGAGGGAGCACGGCGGAGGCAGCCCGCGGGCUGGCGAGGCAGGCGCGCACACGCGAGAGGGAGCCCCGGGGAGCGCCCGGCAGCCGCGCCGCCAUGUGCGAGCUGUACAGCAAGCCGGACACCCUGGCGCUGAGGAGGAAGCACAUCGGACCCUCAUGCAAAGUUUUCUUUGCUGCGGAUCCCAUCAAAAUAGUGCGAGCCCAGCGGCAGUACAUGUUUGACGAGACAGGUGAACAGUACCUCGACUGCAUCAACAACGUUGCCCACGUGGGACACUGUCACCCAGACGUGGUCAAGGCUGCCCUGGAACAGAUGGAACUGCUAAACACAAAUUCUCGAUUCCUCCACGACAAUAUUGUGGAGUAUGCCAGGCGCCUUGCAGCAACCCUGCCGGAGAAACUCUCUGUUUGCUAUUUUACAAAUUCAGGAUCUGAAGCCAACGACUUAGCCUUACGUUUGGCUCGGCAAUUCAGAGGCCACCAAGACGUGAUUACCCUUGACCAUGCUUAUCAUGGUCACCUAUCAUCUUUAAUUGAGAUCAGUCCAUAUAAAUUCCGAAAGGGCAAAGAUGUCAAGAAAGCAUUUGUGCAUGUGGCACCAACUCCAGAUACUUACAGAGGCAAAUACAGAGAAGAUCAUGCAGACCCAGCCAGCGCUUAUGCAGAGGAAGUAAAGGAAAUUAUUGAAGAGGCUCAUAACAGUGGAAGGAAGAUUGCUGCCUUUAUUGCUGAAUCCAUGCAGAGUUGUGGCGGACAAAUAAUUCCUCCAGCAGGCUACUUCCAGAAAGUGGCAGAAUACGUACACAGAGCAGGAGGUGUGUUUAUAGCUGAUGAAGUUCAGGUGGGCUUUGGCCGAGUUGGGAAACAUUUCUGGAGCUUCCAAAUGCAUGGUGAAGACUUUGUUCCAGACAUUGUCACAAUGGGAAAACCAAUGGGCAAUGGCCACCCAAUGGCAUGUGUGGUAACAACCAAAGAAAUUGCAGAAGCCUUCAGCAGUUCUGGGAUGGAAUAUUUCAAUACGUAUGGAGGAAAUCCGGUAUCUUCUGCUGUUGGUUUGGCUGUCCUGAAUAUAAUUGAAAAUGAAGACCUUCAAGGAAAUGCCACUAGAGUAGGGGAUUAUCUUACUGAGUUACUCAAUAAACAGAAAGCUAAACAUACUUUGAUAGGAGACAUCAGAGGCAUUGGCCUGUUUAUUGGAAUUGACUUGGUGAAGGACCGUCAGAAGAGGACCCCCGCCACAGAUGAAGCUCAACAUGUCCUCUACAAGAUGAAAGAAAAGCGAGUCCUUCUGAGUGCCGACGGACCUCAUCGAAAUGUGCUUAAAAUAAAACCACCUAUGUGCUUCACGGAAGAAGAUGCGAAGUUUAUGGUGGACAAACUCGAUGAGAUUCUAACAGUUUUAGAAGAAGCCAUCGGAGUCCAAAGUGAGAGUAUGAUCUCUGAGAAUUCUCCAUGCAGAGCAAAGUUGCCGAACGAAGCACACUCAGAACAGCUCGGUGACAGCACCUCGGACCCCAGGGAAAAUCCCAGCCCAAAGAGGAACGGACUGUGCACAGAUAAACAUUCCUUGCUCAGUAAGAGGCUCAAGACAUGA
Molecule: messenger RNA, 1721 nt
Organism: Callorhinus ursinus (northern fur seal)
Lineage: Eukaryota; Metazoa; Chordata; Mammalia; Carnivora; Otariidae
Source: RefSeq, a predicted model, not a curated record